Zootoca vivipara (common lizard) is the source of this 5720-nucleotide messenger RNA. It is a transcript of the gene PLVAP, whose product is annotated as plasmalemma vesicle associated protein. NCBI's taxonomy places the organism in Eukaryota, Metazoa, Chordata, Lepidosauria, Squamata, Lacertidae. Gene Ontology annotation, biological process: regulation of vascular permeability; positive regulation of cellular extravasation. The record is from RefSeq and is a predicted model, not a curated record.
GAUGGAGUCAGGCGAGAGGAAGCAUCCGUCAGAGGGAAUAUAAACACUCGGGGGAUUUGUGUCCCCGCCCGGCUGACCCAAAGGCGGCUCCUUCGAGGUUGGCCAAGGCAGUUGGUGGGGAGAUGGAGAAGAAUCCGUACACGAUAGCCAAGCUGGGCCUGGAGCUGAAGGAGAACCCCAACAAGCGGGACUGCGGCUUCUACAUGAAGUAUUUCUUCCUCUUCCUCUCGCUCAUCCAGUUCCUCAUUAUUUUGGGGCUGGUGCUUUUCAUGGUGUACGGCAACGGCAACUCCGAGGAGAACGCCAAGAAACACGAAAAAGCCAUCCAGGAGCGGCUCCUGGAAUGCAACAAGAAGAGCGAUGCCCUCAGCAGCGAGAUCGGCAACUUCAAGAGCCGGCUCAACGCCAGCCAGGUGGAGGCGCGGCUGAGCAAGACCCAGGCCAUCGGCUGCAACAGGACCUCGAUGAGCUGCCACAACGAGAAGUUGAAAUGCCUAGAGCAGCGGAAGCAAGACGCUCUCGCCCAACAGAUGAGCCGGGAAUGUGCUUACAACUUGUACCUUCUGAAUAUGACGACUCAAGUUCGAAUCGACUCUCUCCAAGAAAAGCUCGCCGCUCUGCAGCUGAGGAGCCAGCUGGAGCAAGGCGCCUUGUCCGGGGUCAAGAAAAACCUGCAGGACCAACUCGACCGGACCGAGAAGGAGAAGCAGGCUUGCGAGAUCGACAGGCUGGGAGAACAGUCGCGGAUGCAGAACUACCAGACCUUGACCUCCCAAGUCAUCUCCAAGCUGGAUCCCGUCCGCCAGGACCUGAGAUCGUCCAUCGAGCAGGUCAUGGCCAAGUUCACCUCGUGCUACCAGCUCAGCGGCGCCCGGCAGGACUUCAACCAGCUGACAGAGACCGUGCGGAACCAGUUUGACGUGCUGGCCAGGCAGGUGGAGCAGAAGGUGAGCAGCGUGGCGGAGGAGAACGGGCGGCUGCAGAGCCAGAAGGCCGCCUGUGCCCAGAGUGUGCAGGAAAAGGAGCGCCAGGCGGGCGACCAGAAACAGCAGUGUGAGAGGGAGAAGCAGCUUCUCCGGGACGCCCACGACGCCGAGACCAAGAAGAUGUACGCGGAGAGGCAGCAUCUGGUCGGGGAGAAGGAGACCCUCCAGUUGCAACUGCAGCAGAGCAAGUCAGCAUGCUUGAAUCUCAGGGGGGCCUCUUCGUUCCCCAGCAGCUCGUUCAUUAGGCCGGGGAGCCCUGUUUCGUCCGGGGGCACCAACACGAUGGGGAUCCCUUGGAACGCAGGGAAAGUGGUGAAUACUGCUGGUUCGGUUUCCAGCCCACAUAUCUUCCCCGGAAGAUCAGGUGCAGUCGGGCAGCCGAAUCCUGCCUCCCUGGGAAUUCCAAGCAAUGCUGACCGAUUGAGAACCCCUUUGGAGAACAAAAGAACCCCCUUGGAGAACGGGAAACUGAUGAACCAGCCGCCAGCCAUCACCGCGGGACAACCCCCCAGCGGUUAAAGGAAGCGGCGCCGGAGGCCUCCAGGAACGGCACCUGGGAAUUAAGACUCAAUUGUUGGAAAGGGGAAAGUACAGAGCUAGGAAAUCCCCUCACCUGAAGAUGCGUUUCGGACAGGGAAUCCAAGUGGAAAUGGAUGGCAGCAGCAUUGAAGGGGGAUAAGCCAGCUGCCCUCUUCACUGGUAUCUUUCCCCCAAACCAUCGCUGCUUCCUGCCGAACUACCGAUGCCCAGUUUAAGAUGUCCUAAAGAUGUUCAUUUGGUUUGUUGUGUUUCGCAAGUAGCCAGGACACACAUAAAAAUAAUAAUAAUAACAACCGCUACUACUAAUGGUUUACAUUUCUAUUCCCCAACCCCCUAGUCUAGUGGAUCAUUCAUUUCCUGUUUCCCAGUCCAGUUUUGUUCCACGAAUCUGUAAAGCCCUAGCAAGAAAUUUAGAUGAUCUAAAGCAGGCAUGUCCGGCAGGUUGAUCGUGAUCUACUGGUCUACUGGUCGAUUGCAGGGUGCCCCUGGUCGAUCUUUGUACCCCCAGCUACGUAUCUCUCCCAAAAGGAAAAGAAAAAGCUCAACAACUUUGGCUUCCUAAGGAAAGCUCAAUAACUCUGACUGCCAAUUUUUUUUAUACUGUGAGUAGAUCACAGGGUUUUUUUAUACUUUGAGUAGAUCACAGUCUCUUGGGUUUGGGGCGUCCCUGCUCUUAAGGCUAUAUAUAUAUAUAUAUCUCAACAUCGGGCAACAAAAAACAGGUCUUUGCAAGAGACGACCUUCCCUUCUGCCUUAUGGCAGGCAGGUCCAAAGUCCAUUUUGGGGGGCCUAAUCAGUUUAUUCCUUGGGGUAAAAUUGUUUAAAAAAAAAAAAGCUCAAUCCUAAAAAAAAGGUCAACUACUUUGGUCGGCCCUCACGCAUGUUCACUUCAUCAAAUCUGGCCCUCUUUGGAAAAAGUUUGGAGACCCCUGCCUUAUGGGGUAUCCAGGAGCCCGUUUAGAGUCCUUAAGUGGGUUCCCUAUCGGUAGGAGAAAUAACAGAGGCCAAGCAGAGAAUAUGGAGAAGAAAAGCAGCUUGUAAGUCUUUAUUAAACUGUUGCAACAGGGUCCCCCACUCACCCCAAGCAGGAAGGAGGAGAGAACCCCAAACAAUGGUGCACAAGCCCUUAUAUAGACUUUUGAAAUUGCCCACCCUGUAGCCCAAGACACCAUACAUACAUCACAGAAGGAGGCGGGUCUGCAGCAGAAACCCUGCCUACCAGGAUAACGGAUAAUAGUCACUGGUUUCAUUACCUGGGCAACCUGGCCAUUCCUUUUGUGAUGGUAAUAAUAAUAAUAAUAAUAAAUUUUUAUUUAUACCCCGCCCUCCCCAGUCAAAAACCGGGCUCAGGGCGGCUGACACCAACAGAAUUACAAUAAAACAUAAAAACAAUUAGUUAAAAUACAGAUUAAAAUACAGUAUUAAAACUGUAAACACUUUGAUUCCUGAGUCCAGGUCACAGGCUCACCCUAUUCAUAUACAAAUACGCCCUUAAAGACAGAAUCUGAGCAAAGAGAAAAUGGAGAGGUUUUUGCAUUUCCUUCUUCACUUCGGAGGAGGAAUAUUUGAGGUCAAUUUGGGAGAUCACCAUAGAAAGGGCAAUAGAAGACAAUGAUGUCUUCUAUUGAUGCAGAGUUGCAGUCACAAACUGUCAUUCUUUACGUCGGCUAACGGAAAGAUAUUUGGUCUUGCCUGUGUAGAGGCGUAUAAGAAAAAUACUGCUCUCUUUCCCUUGUUGUUGUUUAGUCGUUUAGUCGUGUCCGACUCUUCGUGACCCCAUGGACCAGAGCACGCCAGGCACUCCUGUCUUGCACUGCCUCCCGCAGUUUGGUCAAACUCAUGUUCGCCCAACCAUCUCGUCCUCUGUCGUCCCCUUCUCCUAGUGCCCUCCAUCUUUCCCAACAUCAGGGUCUUUUCCAGGGAGUCUUCUCUUCUCAUGAGGUGGCCAAAGUCUUGGAGCCUCAGCUUCAGGAUCUGUCCUUCCAGUGAGCACUCAGGGCUGAUUUCCUUCAGAAUGGAGAGGUUUGAUCUUCUUGCAGUCCAUGGGACUCUCAAGAGUCUCCUCCAGCACCAUAAUUCAAAAGCAUCAAUUCUUUGGCGAUCAGCCUUCUUGAUGGUCCAGCUCUCACUUCCAUACAUCACUACUGGGAAAACCAUAGCUUUAACUAUAGGUUCACUAUCUGUAGGAGAAAAUAACAGAGGCCAACCAGAGUCUAUUGAGAAGCAAAGCAGUUAGUAAGCCUGAUCUUUAUUAAACUGUUGCAACAGGGUGCUCCCUCACAGGCAGAAGAAAGGAGGAGGACAAAGGUGUGCAAGCUCUUAUAUAGACUGUUGAAAUUGCCUCCCCUGUAGCUCAAGACCACCCCCCAAAACAUCAUACAUGCAUCACAGAAAGAGGGGGUCCCCACCCAGCAGAAAUGGGAGUGUGUUGCUUCUCUCCUGUCUGCCAGGAUACCUGAUCAUGCCUUAUCAAUUGCCUUUUCUGGGUAGCCUGGCCAUUCCUUGGAGAUGAAUCUCUUACCCAUAUUGAUAACAGAUACUUGCCAGACUGUAUUUACUGGGAGGUGUAAGCCCCUACAGUCCAAAGACCAUUGGAAAGCUUUUCCCGUUUCCUUCCUUCUUGCGGAGAAAUAUUUGAGGUCGAUUUGGGAGAGUCAAAAUGGCUUCAGGAUUGCUCUGUUUCAGACACGUGGUUGAUAUACUUAUGUCUGUGUUUGCCUUGUACAUCUAUGAACAUAUAUACAGUGGUGCCUCGCUUAACGAAUGCCCUGCUUAACGAAAUUUCCGCUUAACGAAAGGAUUUUUCGAGCGGAGCUUGCCUCGCUAGACGAAUGCGUUUUUUGAAAAAUUCAUCUAGCGAAUCGCGGUUUCCCAUAGGAAUGCAUUGAAAUUCAAUUAAUGCGUUCCUAUGGGCAAAAAAAAUUCAAAAAAAAAUUCAAUGCAUUCCUAUGGGAUUCGCUAGACGAAUUUUUCGUUAUAAGAAAAGACCCGUGGAACGAAUUAAAUUCGUCUAGCGAGGCACCACUGUACCUUAGAAUUCCUAUAACACUGAUUUUCACAUUUGGCAAAUCCACCAGAGAUCUUGGCAAGGACGGGUGCAAUGGGAUCAAAGAAGCACGCCAUCUAUUAGAUUGACAGGUCUCGAUCUCAGCAGCUCACAGUUGGCAUUUCGGUGUCUCUCAGCCUGUGACGUAUUCCUUCUUUAGCGCUCUCAAAACCCUGUGUCGCAAGAAAGGGGCCAAAGCUCAUGGCUUCAUGUUUACCGUGAUGUAGGGGAUGGGCGGAGAAAUUUGGUUCAGUUCAGCGCCGAAAGACAACCUUGCUUAAAUCUGAGCAAAUUGCAGUUUGAAAUCCAUACUCCUCCCCGAAUUCCGCAACGCAGUUCUCCGGCCAGCGGAUUCGUGCAAGAAACACAUUUGCUCCAGUCAAGCAUGCAGGGAGACCCAUCAGUUAGCGAAAGGCACCCACAGAAAUGCGGAGGUCGCCUGGGGGAAAUAGGUGUGUCAUAGGCAAAGUUGCAUUGAAAAGUUUUUUAAAUGAGGGUUUUUUUGGGGGGGAAAUAGGCGUCGUCCAAAAGUAACGUGCAAAUGUGGAGAACUGAGUCGGGAGGGCAGGCAAAAUGAGAAAGCAAAAUGAACAGGUGGCCUUCCCUACCUUGCAGGGCUGUUGUGAUGAUAAACCAGGAUAUGUAUCCCCCCCCUGUGUCUCCUGGCCUGACUUACUUCAUAAGAUUUGAAUGUAAACCACGAAUGCUUUCAACAAUUCACCCUUUGGGAAGAGUUAAGUUGUUGUUUCCAGACGCCGCUUUUUGCAAGAGACAGGGCGGCGUGCCUACGUAUAAAUUUUGAUAUUAUGUACACAUUUAGAUAGGCCUAUAUGUAUAUAUCUCUCAGGAAAAGGAGGCAUUAUUUAGCUUUCGCGGGAUAGACCUUGCUAGAAAGGAUGGCUUAAUGGAGCUUCCAUGGUCAUGGCAGUCUAUCCCCGAUCGCAUGACGCUGGGGAAACAUCCUUCGGAAAUGAGGGGAUCUCUCUCCUUUCCAGACAGUGCCGGAUUUACGUGUAAGCUCAACAAGCUCUAGCUUAGGGCUCCAAUCUCUUGGGGGCCCCAAAAAAAUUAAAGGAAAAAACAUCUGGAUGUACAUUUCCAAAAUAUAAGAGAAAAAAAACUAAUGAAAUAAAAUCUACAUGCAGCAA